AAAAGGAAUGGGCUCGUAUUGAGUCACUGGUAAACAAGAUAGCUUGGAUUUAUUGAUAAAAAUUAAUUUAAACACAAAAUGGCUCUGGUUGAUCAUGACUCAUGGGACAUUGAGUACGAGGGAUGUCAGAGAUUGCAUCAUCAACUGAUGGUGCAACUGCACCAAAGACAGCAACUACAAACCGAAUCCACCCACAUUCAAGAUCCAAAAUACACACAGCUGACCUCAAGCAUUCAGUCUGGCUUGGAGCAAUUGAAGAAAGAUGUGCAACACUUGAGAGUUGUCUUGGAAAACGCUGUCACCUGGGAGACAAGCACCAAGGAAGAGCUACAGCAACGGCGGAUAGACCUCGACAAAAUCAACUCGCAGCUAAAAGAAAUUACUAACAAAUUUAGCCAAUCCACAAGGGCCGAUGGAGCGGCAGCAGCCAGCUCUUCUGCUUCGUCUAUAUGGCAGGAAGAAGCAUCUUCUGGCUUACACAGCAUCGAAAGGGCUCCCGCCGAUAUGGCUUCGUUCAAGUUAAGAAAAGAGCAAAUGCUAGCAGAGCAAGAGCGAGGUUUAGAUUCACUAUCUAAUACACUUUCUCGUCAGCGUCUCCUAGUUGAACGAUUGGGCAAUGAGGUUGACGAUCAUAACGUUAUUUUAGACAACAUGGCCAAUACAAUGGAUCGAGUGGAAUAUGGUGUCCAGCGGGAAACCCAAAGCAUUAGCCAAGUAAAUCGUCGAGAUAGCACUUGGGGUUAUUGGCUGAUAAUAAUUUGUCUCUUUGUGGCCAUUAUUGUGGUAGUCUUUGUGUGACCAAAAAACGAAGCGAUUGGUGUUAUGCCUUUUAGGACAUAUUUUUUUUAUUGUACCCUAUAUAUAAAUACUACUACAUGUUGCUCAUUAUAUUUAUCAAGGUUAAAUUUUUUUUUUAUUAAUCAAAUAUUUUGUAAUUUGGCAGACUGUUUGUCACAGUUUCAUAUAUCUUUUGGCUAUUUGGGUCAAUUUGGAUUUUGGGAAAAAUUAAAAUUACAAACAACAGAAUGAUGCUGAUUACAC
This is a messenger RNA of Drosophila willistoni, 1041 nucleotides long. RefSeq names its product syntaxin-8. Lineage: Eukaryota; Metazoa; Arthropoda; Insecta; Diptera; Drosophilidae. The record is from RefSeq and is a predicted model, not a curated record. Gene Ontology annotation, cellular component: endomembrane system; SNARE complex. The coding region runs from base 79 to 798 and encodes 239 amino acids. Gene Ontology annotation, molecular function: SNARE binding; SNAP receptor activity. Gene Ontology annotation, biological process: vesicle fusion; intracellular protein transport. The transcript has 2 exons.